Messenger RNA from Magnolia sinica, 2450 nucleotides. Its product is annotated as WD repeat-containing protein 26 homolog. The record is from RefSeq and is a predicted model, not a curated record. The transcript is spliced from 5 exons. Gene Ontology annotation, molecular function: protein binding. NCBI's taxonomy places the organism in Eukaryota, Viridiplantae, Streptophyta, Magnoliopsida, Magnoliales, Magnoliaceae. The coding region runs from base 495 to 2237 and encodes 580 amino acids.
GUCAAGAUACCUCUCCCUGCCUACCCAAACACACCAAAAGAAGAGAAAAGAAAAGAGAAAAAAAGGACAAAACAACGCCUAAUCUCUCUCUCUCUCUCUCUUCAAAAUGCAAAACAAAACAACUCGCAGGCAUUAUCAAUGUGAAAGAGCUUUUGGGGGUUUCGCUCUCUUUCCUCUCUCACUCCCCCUCUUUCAAGGCAGUAUUUUGGUACCUUUUCUGUAUUGGGUCUGAGCCAGUUUGACCAGAAACCGAUUGCAAGACCCGAAUCGCCUUCUGGGUCUUGCUCAAUCUUUUAUUUUCUCAUCUGGGUCCUUUUUGUUUUGGGAGAUUUCUGUUUAGAUCCAAGGAAUCUCCACCAUCGGAUAGUUUUUUCUUUCAGGAACAUUGUUUCAAUUCAGAUUAACUGGAAGGCGUCCGUGUUAAAUUCUUCUGAUUUUUAGCCACAGUUUACCUUUCACCAUUCCAAAUAUACAUGGGCUGAAUUGGGCAUUUCAUGGGAAGUGUAGAGGAGGAUGUACCACCCUCGAAACGUGUGAAAUUAUCCUCACAAGAAUCGAGGAGCCUUGCUGAAAACUCAUUUUUCAUAGAGCCUGCCAGCUUGCUUGGAGAUACAAUGGCCCGACCCCUACUGUCCCAAGGGGAUGAAGAGUUGGUUGGUUCUGAAGGAGUUAUCAAAAAGGUGGAAUUUGUUAGAAUCAUAACAAAGGCGCUGUAUUCCCUUGGCUAUGAGAGAAGUGGUGCACUUCUUGAAGAAGAGUCGGGCAUAGCCUUACAUUCGUCCAUGGUUAGCUUAUUUAGGAAGCAAGUGCUUGAUGGGAAUUGGGAUGAAAGCCUGGCCACAUUGAGAAAAAUUGGCCUUUCUGAUGAAAAUGUGAAGUCUGCAUCUUUCUUGGUAUUGGAGCAAAAGUUCUUUGAAUUUCUAGAUAAGGACAGAGUCAUGGAUGCAUUGAAGACACUAAGAUCUGAGAUUUCGACUCUCGGCAUAAACAAAAAGCGGGUGCAUGAGCUUACUGAAUUCAUUGUAUCUCCUAAACAUUAUAGAUUGUUUCGGUUCACCAUUUAUGAUAUUUCGAGUGCAAAGUCACGCAUGGGGCUUCUUGAGAAAUUGCAGAAUUUGCUUCCUCCGGCAGUUCUGAUACCGGAAAGAAGGUUAGAACAUUUGGUUGAACAGGCCCUCAAUGUGCAACGUGAUGCUUGUGUCUUUCACAACUCUUUGGAUAGUGCAUUGUCAUUGUAUUCAGAUCACCAAUGUGGAAAAGAUCAAAUUCCUUCUCAAACUCUUCAGGUACUUCAGGGCCACCUUGAUGAAGUAUGGUUUGUGCAAUUCUCGAAUAAUGGGAAAUAUUUAGCCUCAUCAUCGAACGAUCAAUCUGCAAUUAUAUGGGAGGUCAAUGAAGAUGGCAGAGUAUCUUUGCGGCACACACUAACUGGUCAUAAGAAACCCGUCUUGACCCUUUCUUGGAGUCCCGAUGAUCGGCAGCUUCUCACAUGUGGAUUGGAGGAGGCUGUCAGGCGAUGGGACGUUGACUCAGGUGCAUGCCUACAUGUCUAUGAGAAACCCGGCCUUGGCCUAAUCUCAUGUGACUGGUUCCCUGAUGGGAAGCGGGUGUUUUCCGGUGUGAUGGAUAAGAGCAUCUGCAUGUGGGAUUUGGAUGGGAAAGAGCUGGAAUGUUGGAAAGGGCAGCGGAUGAUUAAGACCUCUGACAUGGCCGUUACAGCUGAUGGGAAGCAGAUUAUAAGCUUGUGUAGGGAAAAGGCAAUCCUUUUGCUUGAUACAGAAGCUCAAAUAGAUAAGGUGAUUGAAGAAAACCAGACGAUCACAUCAUUUUCAUUAUCAAGAGAUGAUAGCUUUUUGCUGGUGAAUCUCAUAAACCAAGAAAUACAUUUGUGGAGCAUAGCGGGUGAGCCGAAACUGGUCACCAAGUACAAAGGUCACAAGCGGACCCGGUUCGUGAUCAGGUCUUGCUUUGGAGGCUUUAAGCAAGCUUUCAUUGCCAGUGGAAGUGAGGAUUCACAGGUUUACAUAUGGCAUAGAAGCACAGGGGACCUCAUAGAAGCAUUGCCCGGUCAUUCCGGUGCCGUCAACUGCGUCAGCUGGAAUCCUGCAAACCCGCAUAUGUUGGCAUCAGCCAGUGACGACCGUACGAUUCGUAUAUGGGGAUUAAGUAGGCCGUGUCUGAAGCGCAAGGAUACGUUUAGCAACGGUGUGGUCCACUGCAAUGGAGGCUCAAAAUGAUUAAAAAAAACACAAACACACAUUGGGCGGUCAGGUAUUUAUUUAAUCUUUCUUGGGUCCUUGAUAUGUAAAUUCUUUUACCUUUGUCUUUGGCAUGAAUAGCAAACAGACGUGUAAAUUAAACACUGCUAUCUGCCAAUAAACCGUUAAUUGCGACCAUUUUUUAGUUGUUUUUUUAAAAUUAAUUUCCUUAAUUGAAGUUUUUUUUUUAGA